Messenger RNA from Colletotrichum truncatum, 1392 nucleotides. Its product is annotated as Autophagy-related protein 18. Gene Ontology annotation, biological process: nucleophagy; autophagy of mitochondrion; protein lipidation. Gene Ontology annotation, molecular function: protein binding; phosphatidylinositol-3,5-bisphosphate binding; phosphatidylinositol-3-phosphate binding. Lineage: Eukaryota; Fungi; Ascomycota; Sordariomycetes; Glomerellales; Glomerellaceae. Gene Ontology annotation, cellular component: cytosol; extrinsic component of membrane; phagophore assembly site membrane. The record is from RefSeq and is a predicted model, not a curated record.
AUGGCUAACGCGUCUCUCAACUUUAUUACCUUUAACCAAGACCAUAGCUGUCUUGCUGUCGGUACUUCCAAAGGGUUUCGAAUUUACCAUACCGAUCCAUUUUCAAAGAUCUUCAGCAGCGAUGAUGGCAAUAUUGCCAUCAUUGAGAUGUUGUUCUCAACCUCUCUGGUUGCGUUGAUACUCUCCCCACGACAUCUGAUAAUACAGAAUACGAAGAGAUCUUCUGUCAUCUGCGAACUUACCUUCCCUUCUGCCGUUCUUGCGGUGCGUCUGAACCGCAAGCGACUUGCGGUCGUACUUGAGUCAGAAAUAUACUUAUACGACAUUUCCAACAUGAGUCUUCUCUUCACGAUUCCUACCUCACCGAACCCAGGUGCUAUAUGCGCCUUAUCGCCGUCCUCGGAGAACUGCUACAUAGCAUACCCGCUACCGAAGCCUCGUGAAGAUACUGGAGACAAGAGACCAGCACAUGCACCUCCCCUCUCAACUUACGUGGCUCCCACGUCAGGAGAGGUUCUGGUGUUUGAUACCAUCACGUUAAAGGCUGUUAACGUUAUUGAAGCUCAUCGGUCGCCACUGUGCAGCAUCUCGCUUAACAGUGAGGGCACGCUAUUAGCCACAGCCAGUGAGACCGGCACUAUCAUCCGUGUCUUUUCAGUCCCCGGAGGGCAAAAGCUGUAUCAGUUCCGCCGAGGCACUUAUCCCUCAACAAUCUACAGCAUGUCAUUCAACCUUAGCUCCACAUUGCUAUGUGUGUCUUCAACCUCCGACACGGUUCAUAUUUUCCGUCUUGGUGCCCCUCCUCCAGGAAACAACUCUGCUUCUGCCGCCAUGGAGUCUCCUGCUUCUCCAAGGCAGGAUCGAUGGUCUCGAUCACGUAGUUACGAUAGUGCCAAUGAAUCGCCUGUUGGUAGCGUGGCUGGCUCCCCAAGGAGCGACUUGGCCGAGCCCGCCGGACCAAGCAAUGGCGGCAACACUCAGCAAGUGAGCAGACGGCAAAGUGGAUCAUUCAGUAGCAUACUGCGGCGAUCGUCACAGAUAAUGGGUCGCAGUGUGGCGGGUGUUGUUGGCUCUUAUUUGCCCCAGACAGUGACAGAAAUGUGGGAGCCGCUACGCGACUUUGCCUAUAUCAAGAUCCCGAAAUCAUCAAUUUCACCAACUGCAUCAAAUCGAAGUGGCAGCCACGUGAGCGGAUCACAACUCCCCAACGGCCCUCUACGGAGCGUAGUGGCCAUGAGCAGCAGUAGCCCGCAAGUGAUGGUUGUUACCAGUGACGGAGGCUUCUAUGUGUACAAUAUUGACAUGGAGCAUGGUGGAGAGGGCUACCUUGUCAAGCAGUUUUCUGUACUAGACGGCGAUGACAAGCUAGAUGCAUCAUCCUACGGAACAUGA